GUUUAGCUUUGUAUUCGUUUUAGUUAGUAAAAAGUGUUAAAAUGUGCUCUAGAAAGUGUUCGGUUUGCUUCACGAGGAGCGAUAAUUUAAUAGACAUUAGCCAAGUAGAUGAAGGGACCACAAUACUAUCGAAAUUACAAUAUCUAGUCCCUGAAAUAAAUUGGCCAAACGAUUCAAAACUUUGUAGUACAUGUGUGUCAGACCUAAAAGUAGCUUGCAAAUUCAGAGAACAAUGUUUAAAUAUAAGAGUAAAAUUAAAAGAGGAAAUCGAAAUGGAAGAGGAUGCUUAUGUUGACUACAAUGACAUGAAGCUCGAUUACGGUUCGGAUUCAGAAGAAGAAAAAUUCAAAACAAAGGAUGGUCAACAGUAUUUUAUAUGUUUCCACUGUAACGAUAGGCAUACAUCAAAAGAAGAACUAAUCGAACAUAUUCAAAACAUGCAUCACAAUGAACAAAAAGACCUCAGAUACAAAAGAAAAACUAUGUGUCCCCAAUGUGGAAGACGUUUUGCUAAAGAAUCAUCGAUAAAAGAGCAUUUGGAAGUUUGCGAUGGUAUCAGAAGGCAUCGGAAAGUCAAAACCCAGCAUCAGUGUCAUACGUGCCAAAAAUUCUACAGUACUAUGAAGAUUUUGAAAGCCCAUCAAAAGACGUGCGAUGAAUCGAAUGUUAAGAAAACCGAUUACCAAUGCCCGAAAUGCUUCAUAUUCUACAAAAACGCGAAAAGACUGGAAAAUCAUGCUAAACAAGGGUGCAAAAAGGAAGGAAAAGAACCCUUUUAUCUCUGUAAAAGAUGUGAAGGUAUUUUCAACUCAGUAAUAGAUCUAAAAGACCACCUUUUGAAAAUCCACAAUGUUGUCGAUUACCAAUGCGAAAAAUGCGACAAGAUUUUUGAAACCAACGAUGAAUAUAAUACACACAAACACAAUGAACAUAAAAAAGUUUCUGUCAAAAGGACUUUUACUUGCCAAGUAUGUUCCACUGAAUUCGAUCUGUUGAAAGAUCUCACCGAUCAUUGCAUAAAUGCCCAUUCCUUGGAUGAAAAAUCAAUUCGACCUUAUUCCUGCGAAUUGUGUCAAAAAAGAUUUCGUUCGUCUACAAAUUUGGUUAAUCACAAGUUAUACCACGAAGGAAACCGCACCCACAUCUGCAGCAUGUGCGGCAAAAGCUUCAUUACCAAAAGCGAUCUCAUAAACCACGAAAUAACUCACUACGAUAAGAAGAACUACGGUUGCGAUAAGUGCGGCAAAGCCUUCAAAACUAGGAAUAAUUUGUGCACUCAUUAUCUAAUCGUACACACGGAUCCGCUGUUGUGGCGAUUCGUAUGCAAAGUGUGCGGAAAACGAUCUCCUUUAAAAUCAAAUCACGAUCAGCAUACCAGAAGGCACACGGGCGAGAAGAAUUUCGUAUGCUCGUUGUGUAAGAAACAAUUCGCCAGUAAGAGGGAAAUGCAAGUGCACAUACUGUGCCACAGUAACGUUAAAAAACACAAAUGCGACCAGUGCGGUAAGGAAUACAGGAAAAAGCACACUUUGGACAUUCACUUGAAGAAAUCCCACGGCAUCGGUAACGCUAAAAUUCCUGUAAGAGUUCGUAAACACGCUUGCCACAUUUGCUCGGCAAGGUUCUACGAUAAAAUUAAAUUGGCCAGGCAUCUUUGCACUCAUUCCGGAUUGAAACCAUUCACGUGUUACGCUUGCGAAAAGAAAUUCACCGAUAAAUCGUAUCUGAAACAUCAUUUAAAGACGGCCCAUAACAUUUAUGAGGACCCCAUGAAUUCGGUGGGAUCGAUGAUGAUUCUCCAUAAGGUUGAAGAUAUGCCUGUUAGUUAAGGUUUAUGUACUUUAUUUUUCUACAAUUGUUUGAAAAUGUGUUUGCGUCUGUAAAUAUAGAGUCUUGAUUGAAGUUUG
Molecule: messenger RNA, 1907 nt
Organism: Phyllotreta striolata
Lineage: Eukaryota; Metazoa; Arthropoda; Insecta; Coleoptera; Chrysomelidae
Source: the annotation of a GenBank genome assembly